CCGCCACCGUCGCCGGCGACCCGCCCACGAUGGCCACCCCGGACCUCCUCUUCAACCUGCGCAACCUCUUCUACCUCGGCGCCUACCAGUCCGCCAUCAACAACAGCGACGUCCCGGGCCUCGACGCCGACGCCGCCGCCGAGCGCGACGUCAUCGUCUUCCGCUCCUACAUCGCGCUCGGAUCCUACCAGCUGGUGAUCAGCGAGAUCGACUCCUCGGCGGCCACGUCGCUGCAGGCCGUCAAGCUGCUCGCGCUCUACCUCACCGGCGACAAGGAAGGCGCAAUCUCCAGCCUGAAGGAAUGGUUGAGUGACUCGGCUAUUGGAAGCAAUCCUGUUCUGCGAUUGGUUGCUGGAAUUAUAUUUAUGCAUGAACAAGACUACAAUGAGGCUCUCAAGCACACACACACUGGAGGAACUCUGGACCUACAUGCAUUGAAUGUCCAGAUCUUCCUUAAGAUGCACCGUUCAGACUAUGCUGACAAGCAACUGAAGAUCAUGCAACAAACUGAUGAGGACCAUACACUGACGCAACUAGCAAAUGCUUGGCUAGAUAUUGCUGUUGGUGGCUCUAAGAUCCGUGAAGCUUAUCUCAUAUUCCAGGACUUCGCUGAAAAAUAUCCUAUGACGGGAAUGGUUCUUAAUGGCAAGGCAGUUUGCUGUAUGCACAUGGGGAGCUUUGAGGAGGCUGAAACUCUAUUGCUUGAAGCCCUGAACAAGGAUGCAAAGGAUCCUGAAACUCUUGCCAAUCUCAUUGUGUGUAAUCUCCACCUUGGCAAGGCGUCAUCACGAUACUUCAACCAGCUGAAACUGUCGCAUCCUGACCACGUGCUAGUUAAGUCCACCGCAUCAGCUGAAGAUAACUUUGAGAGGGCUCUCCAAGCCGUCGCUUGAGACCCCCAUGCCUGAUUGCAGUUAGCUGAAAAUGUAUGCCCCCCAUGCCUGAUUGCACUUAGCGCAUUGAGCCUCCCCCUGUUCCAUUUUGAAGUGCUUUAACACAGUGAAAUUGUAUUGGUUUUGCUUUAUAUUGUUCUAUACACUGCUCGACCAACCAUGUACUCAAAACACCUGCUGUAUGAAUGGAUGGAUAUAUAUGUAGAAUCUCAGUGUGUCAUCUGUUGCUGAAA
Messenger RNA from Lolium rigidum, 1126 nucleotides. Its product is annotated as coatomer subunit epsilon-1. Gene Ontology annotation, cellular component: COPI vesicle coat. Gene Ontology annotation, molecular function: protein binding; structural molecule activity. NCBI's taxonomy places the organism in Eukaryota, Viridiplantae, Streptophyta, Magnoliopsida, Poales, Poaceae. Gene Ontology annotation, biological process: endoplasmic reticulum to Golgi vesicle-mediated transport; intra-Golgi vesicle-mediated transport; retrograde vesicle-mediated transport, Golgi to endoplasmic reticulum. The coding region runs from base 30 to 893 and encodes 287 amino acids. The record is from RefSeq and is a predicted model, not a curated record. The transcript is spliced from 7 exons.